AUCCUCUUGGUUUUUCAAUUAAUCAUUUAGAUGGGAAACAUAAGCCUACUCAGCAACCAGGAAAAAGCAUGUGUUCCUGAUGUCUGUGAGCACCAGUCUGAGAUGCGCGGAUGCUUCAGCAUGCCUCCAGAAGCAGAGAAAGAACAAAAGCACUGGAACCAGUCUCCGGUUGAAUUGGCUCACAUGAUUGUGGAGUCUUGGCCAGUCCAAAAUCUGAUAGAGGAGGCCAGCUGCCCGCAGACUCAGGGAAGAGUUGCAGUUUGAAUCCAAAGGCUGCCUGCUGGCAGAUUCCUUCUUGCAUGGGGGAGCCUCUAGACUCAGAGAAGCUGGGUCUAAGUGUAGUGUUAGCUGCGGAUACCUGCUCAGCUGGCUAAGCCUUUAACAUGGAAAGAAGGCUCAUAAAGAAGGAAAUGAAAAAGCUCUUGGGAGAUUAUAUUGGCAUCAGACUUCGGGAAAAUGAAUUUGACCCAAAAGGAAGACGACAACUCACCUUUCUAGAUGAUAUGGCACACUAUGACUUGGCCAUCAGUGUUGCUUUGCAAUGGCUGGAUCCCUCAGAAGACUUAACUUGGCUGGAGUGGGAGGAACUGAAAAUACCAUUCCAUGGCAGACCCAUAUAUCCAAAUCGUAGAGAACGAGAAGCUAUGAUUUUAUCAUCUUAUGCUGGAAUCUUAAUGAACAGUAUCCCGAUUGAGGAAGUCUUUAAAAUUUAUGGGGCUGAUUCUUCUGCCGAUUCUGGUACCAUCAAGGUUCCCCGAGUUUCAUCUCUCCGCCUCUCCUUGCACCCCUUUGCCAUGUUAACAGCACCCAAAGCAGCAGCAUACGCCCGCAAACAGAGUGUCAAGUCAAGAAAGGUAACAACAAAUAAAAAUGCCACCAGCAUCUCUGCAAAGGAAGCAAAUGCCACACAAUGGAAAUCAUCACAAAGGUUUUCAGACACACAGCCAAAGCACAAAAGUCUCACUCUGUCACCCACAGUCGAGUGCAAUGGCACAAUCUCAGCUUACUGCAACCUCCACUUCCCGAGUUCAAGCGAUUCUCCUGCCUCAGCCUCCCGAGUAGCUGGGAUUACAGGUCACUUAGAAAAUUGGAAUUGUACCAUGGAACUUCAUAAUAGAUUCUCUGGGAGCAGACGAGAAGCAUCAUCUUAAAACCACAGCUCUUGCCAGUACAUUUUUCUUUACAACUGUUUUUGGUACAACUGCACUGAAGUGUUAUUUUUGAUGUUGAGCUUUCUUCUUUUAGAAGCAUAUUGCAUGGCUACAUUUUCUUAAAAAAAAAAACUGUGACCUUAUGCUACUUCAUUGUGACUGGAAGACUGCUGGAGAAUUCAGAAAGUAUAUAGUAUUUCUGUGUUAGAGCAAGCUGGCUUUGUAGCACAUUUUACAAAUGUGUAGCAUUGAAUAUUGCACAGUGAUGGAGUGGGAGGCAGAUUUCCAAAGAGUUAAUCCAAAAUAAAAUUAAUCUGUCAUUGAUUGCCUUUACUGUGUUCUCAUAUGAAAAAAAUGUUUAAAUCAUUUCAAUAAAGCAUUAAAAAAAUGAA
This is a messenger RNA of Pan troglodytes (chimpanzee), 1543 nucleotides long. It is a transcript of the gene C13H2orf80, whose product is annotated as chromosome 13 C2orf80 homolog. NCBI's taxonomy places the organism in Eukaryota, Metazoa, Chordata, Mammalia, Primates, Hominidae. Bases 384 to 1151 code for a protein of 255 amino acids. The transcript has 12 exons. The record is from RefSeq and is a predicted model, not a curated record.